Cucurbitaria berberidis CBS 394.84 is the source of this 642-nucleotide messenger RNA. RefSeq lists its product as uncharacterized. The transcript has a single exon. The record is from RefSeq and is a predicted model, not a curated record. The coding region runs from base 1 to 642 and encodes 213 amino acids. Lineage: Eukaryota; Fungi; Ascomycota; Dothideomycetes; Pleosporales; Cucurbitariaceae.
AUGGAACCAAUCAGCUCUUCCAAUGACUCCCUGACGCAAGCUUUACCAGCAUUACCCACCGAACUAUGGUUGCAAAUCCUAGAAUGCACCAACAUACACGACGCAGCCCACCUCUGGAGCAUGGUACGACAUGUAUCUCGACAGUUCAAAGACUACGUCGAGCGACUCUUCAUAGCGACCUAUCUGCCAAAAUUUGCCAUCUCCUUAGCUCUCCCACGUCGCGACCCCACAACAGGAACUCUUCGGUGGUCUGGUACACCUAUCCCAGGCACGCAAAUUGUAAUGUCAUAUGACCACAUCAAUUUGGAUCAUUGCCACGUGCUGUUCAGAUCCCCGGUGCUGCUUGAGGACAGAUCAGAGUCGAAAAGUGUGCAAGAGCUUAAAGACACAUUCGUUCUUCCGAAAGAGCGAUUGGAGGCGGCUGUACCGUGGGUGUACUUUGGUAACAACCCGCUGACCGGAUCCUCGAUGAUGGUACCAGCGAACAUACACUGGGAUGACAAGGAAAAGACGUGGGUUUGGGAGGUCAAUUGGAUAAAGUUGAUCAGUCAGUUUUACAUGGCCAAGCACAAGUCGAAAUUCAAGACAGGGACUCUCCCGGAGAAAAAGAAGCGGGUUUUUGGAAGUGGUUCAUGGCGAUAA